AUGCAGCGAUUGAUCAAAGUUGACGGAAAAGUCCGCACUGAUCCCCCUUUCCCCGCUGGUUUCAGGGAUGUGAUCAACAUUGAACGGACAAACGAGAACUUCCGCCUGAUCUACGAUACCAAGGGCCGAUUCUACAAACUGUGCCGCGUGAAGAAGCUGGGUGUCGGUCCCAAAGGUGUCCCGUUCUUGGUGACUGGUGAUGGCCGCACCAUCCGCUAUCCAGAUCCAUUGGUUAAGACCCACGAUACCAUCCAGUUAGAUAUCGCCAGCAGCAAGAUUGUCGACUUCAUUAAGUUCGAAGUUGGCAACUUGUGCAUGGUGAAUGGCGGUCACUACUUGGGUCGUGUCUGGCCUGUCGGCACCAUCACCAGCCGCGAACGACAUCCGGGAAGCUUCAAGCUUCGACAUUGUUCAUAUUAA
Molecule: messenger RNA, 420 nt
Organism: Paramacrobiotus metropolitanus
Lineage: Eukaryota; Metazoa; Tardigrada; Eutardigrada; Parachela; Macrobiotidae
Product: 40S ribosomal protein S4-like
Exons: 3
Coding region: 1-420 (139 amino acids)
Biological process (GO): translation
Cellular component (GO): ribosome; cytosolic small ribosomal subunit
Molecular function (GO): RNA binding; structural constituent of ribosome
Source: RefSeq, a predicted model, not a curated record